GUUCGAAUUGGCCUGUUCUCUGAAAGACAGUAGAAAGACGCAGUUGCAUUUAGGAUUAGUGUGCAAGCAGAUGUGUAUUGGAAGAAUAUUUCAAGUGUUUGUGUCUUAAAGUUCAGUGACUGGUUUAUCGUUUGAUCAAGAUGUGUUACCAGGGCAAAUUCUUCUACUGCAUCCCAGUCAAGACGGCCUGCUACGUUUUGGCCAUUAUAAAUGCGAUCGUUAACGCGGUGACCUUGGGAUGUUUCAGUAUUCAGGGGGUAGUAUACCUACUAGCAGCUGUCGUCAGCUUCUGCGUCGGCGGUGGUAACAAAACAGGCGGUGAUCGUUUUAAGCGUAGCAUGGUGGUCACGGAUCAAGGCAUGUACGACUACUGGGUUCCUUUUGAGUACCUUCUUCCCUUAUGUUGGGUGUUCUCUCUUCUCACCUUCAUCUUCUCUGUACUGCUGUGCUGUGGCCUCGAUAAUUGUAAGGUGAGACAGGUGAGGGCGUAUUUCAUCUACGGCUGCAUAGUCACAGUCCUCGCGUUCUUGGCUUCCAUGGUCCAGAUCAUCGUCAAGGAAGAAUCGUUGCUUGGUCUGUGGGGGCUCAUGGGGUGUGCUCUCCACUCGCUAUUUCUCGUGCUAGUGCACUACACGCACGCCAAGAUGGCCGCCGACGCCAUGUUUACAGAUCACCGACCUCUGAACGACGAACACUCAAGGGACUCUAAGAGAGACGUAAAAUUACAUACGGUGAUCUAAACAAUCAUCAUCAUCAUUAUUUAAGCCUCCAGCACGAUAGAGUUAGACCAAGAAAUGGCUGCAGCGAUUUUGAUAACAUACGCAGUGCAAGUGUUAUUUAUACGUCAUAAUUUCAUAGAAGUUUGCACUGCGUAUGCUAUCAAAUCGCAGCAGACUUUUCUUGGUCUAACUCUAACCUUUGCUCUAACUAAAUAACAUGCUUUAAAUAUCAUUCUAAUGUCAGUGUACGUUCGAAUUGGCCUAUAUUGUAUGUCCGUUUUUCUAAGAUGAGGUACGCCAUAGUAAAUGUAUGGCGAAGUUGAUCUUAGAAAUUGG
Cydia splendana is the source of this 1055-nucleotide messenger RNA. RefSeq lists its product as uncharacterized. Bases 141 to 740 code for a protein of 199 amino acids. NCBI's taxonomy places the organism in Eukaryota, Metazoa, Arthropoda, Insecta, Lepidoptera, Tortricidae. The record is from RefSeq and is a predicted model, not a curated record. The transcript is spliced from 6 exons.